CCUGACUGUCUUCACUGCUGCAACACCUCGCCUCCUGACUCAGGACCACGGCUUCAGAGGUCUCAUCCAACAUCUUCCUCCACCCAAAAAGAUGGCUGGCCUGUGCUGGAUGGUUGUGGUGCUGGUCUUCAGCCUGUCUGCUGGACACACCGAGGCUAUGGAUCUGAAUGAGGUCCAAAGAAUUGUAGAGUACUUACUAAACAAGUACUCAAAAGACAGUAAAAACAAUGACAACAAAUUACAGUUCAGUCUGGCUGUAAACAUCCCAGAGAACCAGGACCUGACAAAGCUCCAGGAACUCUUCAACGCUGACGAUGCUGACACUGUGAAAAAGGCCAUUAAACGGAAAGUGUACACAAGCAACAAUAUGGUUGCAGCAAUGCCUUUAAAAAAAAAAGAUGAUCAUGCAGAGGCACGAGUACUAGACAACAUACAAUCUUUAGCUGUGGGUAGUGCGGGUAAGAGUCUGGUCUUCUAUUCUUACCUUUCUCCAUGUGUCAGAAUGUGUGCAAACCCAAACAAUGACAAAAAUAUCUUAUCCAAGAUAAAUGGUAGAAUUUCCACAGGCCAAUGGGGGGAAACAAUUUUUGUGUUUUCCACAGUAUCCCAAACGUACAAAGAUCAAAAUAACAAAGAGCAAACAUGUUCUGAAGAAGAAAUUAGAGACGCCCUUAAGGAACUUGGAAAAACUAGCUUGAAUUACAACAUAUUCCGUUGUGACUACCCAAUCAACCGUCAAUUCCAAUGCAUCAACUGCUUCCACGGUAAAGAACCUGUUGAAGGUUGUGUUAAAAAAGAAUUCAUAAAUGUGUAAAACCCAGCAGGGGCUGUGGUCGAGUUGCCAUGGAGUAGAGGAGAUCUGGGGACAACUGUUUUAGGCCCAACUGAUGGGAAACAACCCAAAACACAACUGGAUCCUCCUGAAAUUACAUUUAAAGAAAUUGAUUGCUGCAUGCCUAACGAUGCGCUUUCGCCUUUAAUCUACAGUACAAGCUAAAUAAAGCGACACGCUGCGGACACAGACACAUUUCAGAAGUCUUCUUUAGUUCGUUAACUAACAUUUUCCUGCACACAGGGUUUUAAGUGAUUGUUUACCUUAACACGGACUGAUUUUUGUAAUUAUUCCGUUUAACUGUUAUGGAU
Messenger RNA from Etheostoma cragini (Arkansas darter), 1143 nucleotides. RefSeq lists its product as uncharacterized. The transcript has 3 exons. Bases 92 to 814 code for a protein of 240 amino acids. Lineage: Eukaryota; Metazoa; Chordata; Actinopteri; Perciformes; Percidae. The record is from RefSeq and is a predicted model, not a curated record.